GACAAGAUCAUCAUUGUUAACCGGAUAUUAUCCACACAGAACGGGAAUGCAGUAUUAUACUAUAUACCCACAUGAAGGUUAUGGCUUACCGGUCGACUUUGAAUUGUUACCUCAGAAAUUAAAAGAGCUUUGCUAUAGUACGUACGCGAUUGGCAAGUGGCAUUUAGGUUUCUGUGCUGAUGAAUACCUGCCGCAAAACAGAGGAUUCGACGAGUUUUACGGCACAUACACAAGUGGUGUGGAUUAUUUCGAAAAAACGUCAAGAGACCCGCUCACUGAUGAAUCAGCGUAUGAUCUUCAUCAGAAUAAAAAGAAAGUAAAACCUAAUGAAAACAAGUAUUUGUCGGAACAAUGCUUGGAAAAAGCCACUCGCUAUAUUGACAAACACGAUACGGACACGCCGUUAUUUAUGUAUUAUGCGUUUCAAUUAACAGGAUCUCCUCUACAGGUGCCCCAAGACAAAUUGGAUCAAUUCAGUCACAUCAAUCCGGAAAGACGUGCAUUCAUGGCAAUGGCUUCCGUGAUGGACGAUGCUAUACAAAGCGUAGUCGAUGCUCUUGAGGAUAAGGACAUGUUGGACAAUACGUAUAUCGUAUUCCUCAGUGAUAAUGGAGGCGAAGUAACGAAGGGAGGAAACAACUGGCCACUGCGGGGCAAUAAGGGAACACUAUACGACGGGGCCAUGCGUACCCCAGCUUUUGUUUGGGCCAAGCCUGGAACUGGCUUGAUGUCCACUGGUGGAAAUGUAGCUUCUGGCUUCAUGCACGCCGUUGAUUGGUUUCCAACGAUUCUUAGUAUCGCAGGAGGUACUAAUACCGAUGUAAACAUGGAUGGUAAGGACCAGUCGUUAAUGCUGUUGGAAGAUGUGUCUGUACAUCUCCGUACUGAGUUCCUGUACGCGUUGGACGAAAGCAUGAACGCAGCAAACAAGAGAGCUUAUAGGUUUGGAGAUUUCAAACUUAUCGAGGGUGAGCCAUCAUAUAUGUAUCCAGUGAGAAUCAAUGACGACACCGAUGACGUUUUUGUUCUGCCUUACGGUGCUGUCAGUCCAGUCAUCACCAACUAUAGUCCAAUCAUUCCCGUGCCUGGAGAACCAGUACCACAGCCAGCCCCAGCUCCAUCAGUGCCCCAGACACUAUUGUAUAAUGUGAAAAAUGACCCUACCGAACAAAACAACCUCGCUGGGAAUUUCAGAGUGUACGUUCUCAUUCUAUCAUCUAAAAUCAAUAUGGAGCGUAUUAAAGGGGUAGAAAGUCUGAAGUUGAAUGAAACCGCAUGGAACAAAGACGUGGCCCUCUAUAACGAAAUGAUUGCUGGCGGUGUCUGGAUGCCUGGUUGGUGCAGCGCAAUCAGUCUGUAA
Molecule: messenger RNA, 1360 nt
Organism: Saccoglossus kowalevskii
Lineage: Eukaryota; Metazoa; Hemichordata; Enteropneusta; Harrimaniidae
Product: arylsulfatase B-like
Molecular function (GO): sulfuric ester hydrolase activity
Source: RefSeq, a predicted model, not a curated record